AUGCAUUUAGCAAAACCCAGCUGGCUUGCCCAUUUAGAUGACAAAAAUCAAAGAACUUCGAUUUUCUCAAUACACGUACAUCCUGACGGAACUAGAAUAGCAACUGGUGGACUUGAUAAUAAAAUCAAAUUAUGGAGCACUUUACCGAUAACUGAUGGUAGCAAAGCUCUCGAUCCUAAUGUACCAAAUUUAUUGUGUACCUUGGGCUUACAUAAUGGUUCAGUUCUUUGUGUAAGAUGGUCUAAUAGAGAUGGUCGUUAUUUGGCAUCGGGUUCAGAUGAUCAACUUUUAUUAAUAUGGGAAUGGGACAAAUCAACCGAAGGUUGGGCUGGUGGAAGCGUUUUUGGAAGCGGUGAACAAAACAUUGAAAAUUGGAAAGUUGUGCGUCGACUUACAGGGCAUCAAUCAGAUGUGGUGGAUCUUGCGUGGUCAAGAGACAAUACUUAUUUGGCCUCAUGUGGAUUAGACAAUUUAGUAUUCAUAUGGGACGGUAGAACAUUUGAAAAGUUGCAUAAAUUAGAUAUGCAUCAAGGAUUUGUCAAAGGUGUAACUUGGGAUCCCGUGGGCGAAUUUCUUGCCACUGAG
This is a messenger RNA of Funneliformis geosporum, 585 nucleotides long. The record is from the annotation of a GenBank genome assembly. NCBI's taxonomy places the organism in Eukaryota, Fungi, Glomeromycota, Glomeromycetes, Glomerales, Glomeraceae.